GGCGGUGCCGGGAGGGCAGCUCUGCUCGGCCCCGACGCCGACACCCUGCUUUCUCUUUCAGAGGAUACGAUGGGCGGUCCGACCUGCACGUCGGAAUAACCAACAGCAGCGGCGUGGUGUAUAAUUACGAUGCGGAGGGCGUCCGCAGAGACCACGCCGGUUGGGAGCAGUGUGUCAGCGUCCCGCUGGUCCAGCCAGGCAUGGUGGGGCUGCUGCAGCAGUGGGACGAGCUCCUGGAGGAAUUCUCAGUGGGAGAGGCCUGGCAGCCUCACAGGUAUGAAGAACAGGCCCACAACUGCUACACGUUUGCACUGGCGUUCAUCAACAGCAUACUGAUGGCGCAAGGGAAACGGCAGCUGAGCAAAAGGGAGUUUACAGAGAAGUUUGUGAUCCCGCAGAUGAGGAAAGCUUCCAGGUACCUGACUCUGCAUCAGGCGCUGGCUGCCAACGACUUCUACAUCGUGCCCCUUCCAGAGAGAGAAACCAGUGAGGAAAACGAUGCGCUGCUGGAUGAAAGCACCCACAGCACACAAGAGGAAAAGGACCGAAGUCUUCAGGCUCCAAAUCUCGGGGUUUACGAGGUGUGA
Molecule: messenger RNA, 587 nt
Organism: Merops nubicus (carmine bee-eater)
Lineage: Eukaryota; Metazoa; Chordata; Aves; Coraciiformes; Meropidae
Gene: MKRN2OS
Product: MKRN2 opposite strand
Exons: 3
Source: RefSeq, a predicted model, not a curated record